GAGAAAGAUCGCCACAGUCGUCAUUCUUGAUUUGCCUUGGACUGACGAGACAUGCUGGCACUGACAUCCCUCGUGGGGAUGGCUCUGAUGGGCCAAUCGCUGGCACUGCGUGAGUCGAACCCGAAGGCAGAUCCUGCCGCGGUGGUGCUGGCUGGCCACGCCCGAUUCACGGUGCUGACGUCGCAGCUCAUACGCCUCGAAUGGAGUGCGUCUGACUUUCGCGACGCCUCGACGGUGGUGGUAAACAACCGUGCAUUGCCUGUGCCCAAGUACCAAGUGACGAAGAAGGACCAGUGGGUUGAAAUAUCCACCGACGCGUUGCACGUGCGAUAUGACGCAACCAGCUCCGUGUCGUUUUCGGACGCCAACUUGCGCGUCCAAGUGAAAUCUGUCUCAAGCAGCAAUCGCACGGUUACAUGGACGCCUUCGUUGACGGACAAGGACGACAAGCGUUUGUUUGGGUCGCUACGAACCCUCGACAUGACCAACGGCACUGUCGACUUGAAUUGCAAUGCAGGCGGGCCUGACACCAUUGCCGACUCGCACUGUACGUAUGGGCUGGUCAGUCGAAGUGGCUACGUCGUUGUGGACGAUUCGUUGAGCACGGAGCUCGACAACGACCCGUGGCCGUGGGUUGUCGAGACGUCGGCGAAACCCGCCACCAGCUGCGCCGCCAUCCCCCCGCUAGAACGUCGCGUGUGCGGGUACAACGUCGUGUCGCAAGACCAAUGCGAUGCCAACGGAUGCUGCUUUGACGACUUGGCGUCGCUGCCCAACGGGUUCUCGUGCUACUAUGGCGCCCAAGCGUACCAGGACUUGUACUUUUUUGGGCACGGGCUUGAGUUCAAGCAAGCUCUCCACGACUUGACGCUGGUGGCUGGCAAGAUUCCGCUGCCGCCCAAGUUUGCGUUUGGGGUGUUUUAUUCGCGGUGGUGGGCGUACAACGACGUGGACAUUGACGGUAUCAGCCACGAAUAUGCGACACGGUCCAUUCCUCUGGACGUGGUCGUGCUCGACAUGGACUGGCACUUGACGUUCUACAAGAACAACUCGGCCGAUCAGAGCGGCCAGCCCAAGGGGUGGACCGGCUACACAUGGAACAAGGAGUUGUUUCCUGACCCCAAGGCGUUUCUCGCGCACUUGCACAGCAACGGGCUCCACGUGACGCUGAAUCUGCAUCCCGCGUCCGGCGUCCAGCCGUGGGAGGACUCGUACGAGGCCAUGGCCACCGCAAUGGGCAUCGACCCAGCCACCAAAGCGUACGUCCCGUUCGACUUGACCAACAAGUCGUUUGCCACGAACUGGCUCCAACUUUCUCUGCAACCCCGCCAAGACGAAGGCGUCGACUUUUGGUGGCUCGACUGGCAGCAGGGCGAAGACUGGUUCGUAGCGCACAACCAAGCGUCCCCCAACCUGAACCCAACAUUGUGGCUCAACCAUGUGUUCUUUACGAACCCGUUCCAGUGGCGAAACGACACGCGUCCUGUGCUCCUGCAUCGCUUUGGUGGCCUCGGCAACCACCGGUACCCGCUGGGGUUUUCCGGCGAUGUCGUGCCGUCGUGGCAGUCGCUCCAGUUUCAGCCGUACUUUACAGCCAAUGCUGCCAACGUUGGGUUUGCGUACUGGAGCCACGACAUAGGCGGGUUCCAACAAGGUCACGAUGCCCAACUGUACACGCGGUGGAUUCAAUGGGGGGUGUUUUCCCCCGUACUGCGUACCCAUUCUCAAAAGGACAGCGUGUCGGACCGACGGAUUUGGACGUACCCGAAUGCAAACUACGAAAUCAUGCGCCAUUUCAUCAACUUGCGCCGGCGGUUGGUGCCGUAUAUAUACACCCAGAGCCGCCUCACGCACGACACGGGGCUCGCAAUGCUGCACGGUUUAUACUACGAAUGGCCAGAAUUCGACGAAGCGUACUCGUAUACCCAUCAGUACGCGUUUGGUUCGUCGUUCGUGGUGGCGCCCGUCGUCCAGCCGGUGGAUCCGACUACGCAGCUGGCGGCCAAGUCGGUGUGGGUGCCCCCUGGCGUCUGGUUCGAUCUGACACGGGGGUCGCUCGUGACUGGCCCGAUAGUGUACAAGCGGUGGUACGCGUUGGAUGAGGUGCCGUGGUUCGCCAAGGCGGGUAGUAUCGUACCGUUCGGACCAGAAGCGACCGCCUCCAGCUUGGGGCAAGCGCAGACCGCCCCCGAUGCGCUCGUGUUGACCAUCAUUCCCGGCACGCCCCACGGAAGCGGGGCCGUGUACGACGACGCGGGCAACUCGUCCGCGUAUUUGCGUGGUGACCAACACUCUUGGACGCACUUUACCUACGACUCCCAGGACAAUGCGUCGAUGGUGGUGACGAUAUAUCCCGCCAAUGGAACAUUUGCCGGGCGGCGGCCCCGCCAACGCUACCUCUUGGAGCUUCGCCACGCGGUCCCGGCUCGCCAUGUACAAGUUGACGGCCGUGACGUGGCAUACUGUGCGUUCGGUAACGACGAGGCUACACCAGAGGGCGGAGGAUGGACGUACGAUCCAUCCCACUUGACAUUGCUUGUGCACUUGGACGUUGCUGUCACGUCCACGACGCGCGUUCGUGUGCAAUUUGACACCCCCGCCAGUUUGUCGACCAAAGUCGACUUGAACGGGGUAGUGGGGACCAUGGCGCGGCUCCAGCACGUCAAAACCCUGCUGGACCUCCAGUUUGCGUAUGCAGAGGACUACCCGUACUUGCGCCACGCGUACGGCAUGAGUCGCCGCAUCCAGUACAACUUGACGUCAUUCUUCCAGGAAGUGGCACUGUGGCCACAAUGGAUCAAGCUGGGCGUGGCCGAAGUCCGCAAGUUGAAGCUAGCUCCGUCGGUUCAAGCGCAAAUUGUGCACCUACUCGCUGACGACACGGCAGUACCUCACGAGUCCCGUGUAGACAAAGUGUUUGCAGACGAUCAGGUGGCGGACGUGCUGGUAUUCAACUAGCUGGCAAAUUGCUGUCGUCGUGGGAUGCUGCUGUCAGAGGGGGUUUUGCAUUGUUUCGGUGGAAGGUUGCAUAGUAAUUAGCAGUCCUCUCACUAUAUAUAUGACACUAAUAACGUUUAGCGUACAUGUACAUGUAUGUGCAUUGUUGAAUACACCAAGCUCGAUACAUAAAAC
Molecule: messenger RNA, 3132 nt
Organism: Aphanomyces astaci
Lineage: Eukaryota; Oomycota; Saprolegniomycetes; Saprolegniales; Verrucalvaceae
Exons: 4
Coding region: 52-2958 (968 amino acids)
Biological process (GO): carbohydrate metabolic process
Molecular function (GO): hydrolase activity, hydrolyzing O-glycosyl compounds
Source: RefSeq, a predicted model, not a curated record